Durusdinium trenchii is the source of this 2084-nucleotide messenger RNA. NCBI's taxonomy places the organism in Eukaryota, Dinophyceae, Suessiales, Symbiodiniaceae. The record is from the annotation of a GenBank genome assembly.
UGGCUCAGCACGGGAGUGUUCCAACCGGCACCUACGGUGACAGAUGCCGCGGAAAGUACCACGCCAUGACAGCCAGAGGCGAGGAUGAUCGCCCGGCCACCGAAGAUGCGGAGGCCGAUGCUCUGGCGCCGUUGGCGUCCCCCAAGGGGAUGGAGAGAGUUCGCAUGGAGCAACUCAGCGCGGGGCCCGUGGACUUCGUCGCCCGCUGCGUCCAGGGUCUCUUCGCCGGGCGCUUCAUCUACAUCAACCGAACUUCACAGGGAGAGCUUUUCGGCAGUGACCGCAAUAGCAACGCGGUGACCAUGUACAUUGAGAAUGCUGGACUCUCGCCAAGUCAUGCAGAGAUCAAGUUUGUCGCUGCAACCUGCCAGUAUUUCCUCACGGAUGCUGGAAGCGUUGACGGUACCUGGGUCCGAAUAAGAUGGAACCGGUCCGUUGAGAUCGCACCAGGGCAGGAAAUCAGGAUCGGUGACUCUCUGAUCGAAGUGCGGCAGGGGCAGGAGAUCACAGAAGCUGAGGAGGUGGAGCAAUGGCUCUCCACAUAUCAGCUGCAGCGCUUCGCAGGUCUGCUGAACGAGAAGGGCUUUUGUGGCCUGUCGUCUCUACGGCACCGCUUGUUGCAAGAGCUGCCGUCGAUGCUCAGCGCUGAACUCUCCAACGAAGAUUAUCAGUCGCUGGAAAUGGCUGCCAAAGAGUUGGACAGGAUGUGGCCCAGUGAUGCAUAUCCCACGCACACCCUGGAGUUCAGUGUGCGGCCGGCCACGGGCUCCACGCCCUGCUCGGGCGUGACGCCGAGCGAAGGUGCCCCGGCCGGCGACAGCGAGCUUUGCUCUUCAGGGGUCGUGGCCAGCGUGGGAUGGGCUGGUGGCACUAUUGAACUUUGGCCGGUCGGAGUUCCCGCCGAGGAGAAGGAGGUGGAUGAUGCUCUGUCGGGAGUCCACUCGAACAAUUCGAAGGACUCACCGGUUGGACAGGCUCAUAUCGCUGGCUGGCUUCGGCCGGAACAGCUGCGGAUCGGCUAUUCUUUUGGACGAUACUAUGUGCAUUUCAGUGAGCGAUCGGCGGAGUCAGAACAAAAAGGCUGGGUUCGGCUACGAGCAGACCAGAGCCACUGGCUUAUGCCACAGGACCUGUUUUCCAUUGGAACCCUGGAGUUUCAGGUCUUGCGCUUCAAUGCAGCGUCCUACUCGGAACAAGGCCUUCGAGCAACAAUGGAGGAUGAGGACAUCCUCAUUCAAGAUCUGGCAACCUCUAAUUGGAGGCAAUGCUCUUAUUUUGGCAUUUACGAUGGCCAUGGUGGCAGGGACUGCGUGAACUUUGUGCGCCGGCGGUUGCAUGUCAACAUCGUCGCCGCCCUGCAUGCCAGGGGCGGACUGGAUAAGUCUGUCCAGGUUCACCAGGACAUGCACGACAGCCUCAUGCAGGGCUUCCUAAAGACGGAUCAACAGUUCUUGGGCCUCACACAGGGCAUGGAGAACGGUGGUUCCGGAAGCACUGCGGUGGUUGCUUGUCUUGUGGGUGGUUGGGUUUGGUGUGCGAAUGUGGGCGACAGCAGAGCCUUACUCUGCCGAAAUGGCCGAGCGCUACAGCUGUCAUUAGACCACAAGCCCAGCCGCGCAGAUGAGUCCAAACGCAUCGAGCAGGCAGGUGGCUUUGUAUCCUUCCACCGAGUGCUCGGGCGCCUGGCGGUGUCUCGUGCUUUCGGAGACGAAGAGUACAAGGUUGGAGUGACCAAAGCAGAUAACAUUUCGCAGCCAUUGGUCAUUGCCGAGCCAGAGAUCCGGGUAGAGCAGCUCACACCGGAGGACGAGUUCCUCUUUAUGGCUUGCGACGGUCUUUUUGCCGUCUUUAGCUGCCAAGAGGCCGUGGAUUUCUUGCAUAGUCGCCUUGCAGCCAUGCCACCCAACGAGCAGGAUCCACAGAGAGCUGUUCAGGACAUUGUUCAUGAAGCAAUUCAUGAACGCAGGUCACGUGACAAUGUCACAGCACUCUUGGUGACCUUCCGGAGAGCUGUCCAGCGACAGUGAGUCCGAGUGACAGCGCGUUGCCGAGGUGUCAGGUCCACACCGGUGGGAUCGAAGAAC